AUGAGUGGAGGAGGAGGAGGAGGUGAUGGGAGAUCCGUGCGAAAAGUUUGUGAUAACGAUACGGUUGGUAGUGAUUCAUCAAUUGCACUGUUACGUCGAUCAGUUGAUUCGAUCAUCAUCGACUGUGCCAUAGUCUCAUUUACUGAAACGAAACUUCUUGAUGUGAUCGCUAAGGCGAUUGAAGAUGAUAAUUUUAUCGCAACGGAGGACUCAUGA
Messenger RNA from Anisakis simplex (herring worm), 216 nucleotides. NCBI's taxonomy places the organism in Eukaryota, Metazoa, Nematoda, Chromadorea, Rhabditida, Anisakidae. The record is from the annotation of a GenBank genome assembly.